Molecule: messenger RNA, 3648 nt
Organism: Hydractinia symbiolongicarpus
Lineage: Eukaryota; Metazoa; Cnidaria; Hydrozoa; Anthoathecata; Hydractiniidae
Product: F-box only protein 11-like
Exons: 15
Coding region: 664-3333 (889 amino acids)
Biological process (GO): ubiquitin-dependent protein catabolic process; regulation of apoptotic process; protein ubiquitination
Molecular function (GO): protein binding; zinc ion binding
Source: RefSeq, a predicted model, not a curated record
AGGUACCUUAACCUGGUGAGAUUUUAUGACAAUUAAAGGGAAAAAUUGGCGCGUGGACAGGGCAUAGAAUUAUUAUUUUGUAAAUUAGGUAGCCGAAUUCAGAUGCGCGCGUGGUCGAUUGAAAUUAUUAUAGCAGCGUGUUGUCGUCAUAAUAAAAGUACUUGCGAUAUUUUGUUGUCAAUGUGCUCAGGUGUUUGUUUCUUUAGAUCCUGCUCAAUAGCCGUGACCAAACUAAUUUCAUUGUUUUGAUUGGUUUGCUGAUCAAAUAGUAAAUUAUGCAAAUGAAUAUGAUUGGUCAAAAGAUCAUAACAUUUGUAAACAAAGAUGGUCUAUCGUAAUCGAACAGGACAGCUGAGAAGUGAAGUAUAAACAAAAACAACCAGUUUGGCCAUACUUCAAAAAGCAGUAUUUUUUUUAUAUUACUAUGAAAUGUGGGAUCGAAGAAAUAUCGUUGAUUUAACAGCAUGUCAAAUAAAAGACUUAGUGGAGAGAAAUCGUUUUAAAAGUGGUAUAUGGUUUAUUUUUUAUUUUAUUUCAAAGUUUUAAUAAUUUGUGGCUGCACCAAAUGCCAAACCAAACAAAGCUGUCUGAGGUCACAUAUCUACCUAGCUGGCUUGUUACAAUUUAGCUACGUAUUUUUUACAACAAUACCUAACUAGAGAAAUGGACAUGGAAGUAUGUGUAGAGUCAACUUCACCUGCUAGCAAAUUUUUUUCUAAAGAAUCAUCAACUUUAUCAUUUACUACAGCACAUUGCUUCUCAUUUACACUUUUAAAGACACAAGAGGUCCUUGCUGUUAACUGUAAUAAGCUUUACAGUAAACCACCAUGUAAUGUGAAAGAUAAUACGUCAAAUAUAGAUUCAAUUACACAGUCAAAGUCUUUGGUUAAACCCAAGGAUUCAACUGGCUAUAUGCAAAGACUUAUACCAGAUGAAGUGCUAUUAAAAAUUUGUUCAUUUUCUGCUGCUAAAGAUCUCGCUCAUCUGGCAUGCACAUGUAAACGUUUACAAGAAUUGUGUCGCGAUGAAUCAUUAUGGAAGAGGUUAUAUCACUUAUCAUAUCAACUUGAAUAUCCUUUACAAAAAUCCCCUACAAAUAAUUUAUAUGAACUAGUUAAUAUAAUUAGUGGCCCUGGUAGGCCAGAGAUUUCUUGGAGAAAAUACUAUCCUCUUCUCAAUAAAGCUGAACAUGUUUGUCAAGAUGAAAGGCUGGUACUUUGCUUGCAAAAUUUAGGACGAAAGUGUUAUCAAUCCAUACAAGAAGCUGUGGACAAUUCAAGUGGGCUUGUUAUCAUUCAUUCAGGAACUUACAAGGAAAGUUUGGAAAUUAAUAAACCCGUUACCUUACUUGGUGCAGGAGUACCAGGUGGUAAACAUGAAGUUCAUCUCACACAUACCAAUGAAACAAUAAUGAAAUUUUCUCAAGGUGGUUCGAAAAGUCAUAUUGCCUUUGUAAGGUUCUCAGUACAACGAACUGAGCCAAAUACUUCAGCAAGAUGUAACUGUAUCGAAAUUUGUAAUGAUAGCUCACCAACUAUUCAAGAUUGUCACAUCACAUCAAAAAGCAGCUGUGCUGCAGCAGUGCACAUUCAUGGUGCUGGAAGUUCGCCAAAAAUUUUGCGCUGUAAAAUAACUGAAUGUGAAAAUGUGGGUCUGUUUAUCAGCGAAGGUGCCCAAGGUACCUAUGAAGACAAUGACAUAUGCGCGAAUAGACUAGCAGGUAUCUGGGUGAAGUCAGGGGCAAAUCCAAUUAUGAAAAGAAAUGAAGUUCAUCAUGGGAAAGAUGCAGGAUUUUUUAUCUUUGAUGGCGGAAUGGGUUAUUACGAAGAAAAUGAUGUCCAUAGUAAUAGAAUUGCAGGAAUCGAAGUUCGUUCUGGAGCGAACCCAACUGUUGUUCGAUGUCACAUCCAUCAUGGCUUUACCGGUGGUAUCUAUGUUCACGACGAUGGACGAGGGGAAUUUAUGUGCAAUCGAAUUCAUACUAACACUUUUGCUGGUGUGUGGGUUACAUCGGGGAGUAACCCAACAAUUAAAGAUAACGAAAUAUAUCAUGGCCAACAAGGUGGAAUUUACGUAUUCGGUGACGGUCGUGGUUUAGUUGAAAACAACGACAUUCACGGCAAUGCUUUGGCUGGCAUACAAAUUCGUUCAAACAGUAAUCCAAUUGUUCGUAAGAAUAGAAUCCAUCAUGGUUUACAUGGUGGCAUAUACAUUCAUGAAGGUGGAAUGGGACUUAUUGAAGAUAAUGAAAUCUAUGCAAACACUCUAGCUGGGAUAUGGAUAACCACAGGAAGUGCGCCAAUUUUAAGACACAAUCGCAUACACAGUGGAAAACAGGUCGGAGUGUAUUUUUAUGAUAAAGGUUGUGGUACCCUGGAGAAUAAUGAAAUUUACAACCAUAAAUAUUCAGGAAUUCAAAUAAGAAGUGGCAGUAAUCCUGUCAUACGCCAAAACAAGAUUUGGGGCGGUAAGAAUGGCGGUGUUUUAAUUUAUAAUGGUGGACAAGGUAUAUUGGAGGACAACGAAAUAUUUGAUAACGCUAUGGCUGGUGUAUGGAUUAAAACUGAAAGUAAUCCAAUAUUGCGACGUAAUAAAAUCCACGAUGGACACGAAGGAGGAGUGUGUAUUUUUAACAAUGGAAAAGGUUUGCUAGAGGAAAAUGAUAUAUUUAGAAACUCACUCACAGGUGUUUUAAUAAGUACUUCAAGUAUGCCGGUGCUUCGGAGAAAUCGUAUCUUUGAAGGAGGAGCUGCUGGCAUCGAAAUAACGAACGGAGCAGGAGGCAUCUUCGAACGCAAUGAAGUGUUCAACAAUCGUUUUGAUGGGAUAUGUCUUGCAACUGGUGUUAAUCCCAAGAUGUUAGACAAUAAUUGCCAUGACAACAAAAGAGCACUUAGCGAGGCGAUUGAAGCUGGCAAAUGUUUGUAUCAAGUUUCUGGGAGUGUGUGCUAUCCUAUGCAUGAUUUCUAUCGAUGUAUAACGUGUUCCUCAACCGAAAAUUUCGCCAUUUGUGUAAACUGCAUCAAGAAUUGUCAUGGAGGCCACGACGUUGAAUUUGUCCGACAUGACAGAUUCUUUUGCGACUGUGGAGCAGGUACGACCUCAAAUCCUUGCAAGCUCACUUCGUCAAACGACACGAUUGGACAAAUAACAAAAUCCAAAUCGCCACGCGCGGGCCGUUCUCCUCGCGCGCCCAAAAGGCGUGGCGGGACGUUACGAUGUAGUCGAUCUAGAACGCGAAACCAGAGGAGGUUAGAACAAAUGGAAGAAGAGGAGGAGCAGAGACAACAACACAAUAUGGAAGUAGAAACCUCGCCUACUAGGUCACUAUAGUUUAUUGUGACAUUACUUUUUAUAUUGAGCCAAGUGAAAUUUUAAACCAGUGCGAGGUCCAUGUUAGCACUAUCCAGGAGUGAAAAGCGGUUUUCCUUCAGUGCGCAUGCUUGAAAGUCACAAAAAAAUUCGGCACUCACGGGUAACCGAAAUUAAAUGCAACCAGAAGUGAAACAUGUAAACACAGUCGUACUUUUUACUGCGGUGUCCAAUUAUACUUCGCCUUAAUUUCACUUUGGUUUCGUGUAAACGGCCUCUUAGCCGUAUUAUAUAUGCGCUUUGUUUCAAAAUUCUCUCUUUUAAUUUUUUCCAAAA